Molecule: messenger RNA, 1149 nt
Organism: Osmia bicornis bicornis
Lineage: Eukaryota; Metazoa; Arthropoda; Insecta; Hymenoptera; Megachilidae
Gene: Rpn11
Product: 26S proteasome non-ATPase regulatory subunit 14
Exons: 7
Coding region: 153-1088 (311 amino acids)
Biological process (GO): proteasome-mediated ubiquitin-dependent protein catabolic process; protein deubiquitination
Cellular component (GO): proteasome regulatory particle, lid subcomplex
Molecular function (GO): metallopeptidase activity; proteasome binding; protein binding
Source: RefSeq, a predicted model, not a curated record
UCAGUACGUACAUCGCUUGCAUAAAAGGAAAUAUUUUAUACAAACAAUAACUGAUAAAUUAUAGUAUUUUUUAUCGGUGGUUGAAUUAAAUAAUGUCUUUCACAAAUUUAACCUCAUCAAAAAUUGUAGUUUUUAAGUUAUAAAAAUCAAGAAUGGACCGAUUAUUGAGAUUAGGAGGUGCUAUGCCAGGUCUCAGUCAAGGACCUCCACCUUCAGAUGCUCCAGUUGUUGACACUGCAGAACAGGUAUACAUAUCAUCAUUAGCACUUCUGAAGAUGCUUAAACAUGGACGUGCUGGUGUACCUAUGGAAGUAAUGGGUUUAAUGCUUGGAGAAUUUGUUGAUGAUUAUACUGUUCGUGUUAUUGAUGUAUUUGCUAUGCCUCAAACAGGAACAGGAGUUAGUGUAGAAGCAGUUGAUCCAGUAUUUCAAGCAAAAAUGUUAGAUAUGCUUAAACAAACUGGUCGGCCCGAAAUGGUGGUAGGAUGGUACCACUCCCAUCCAGGAUUUGGUUGUUGGCUUUCUGGUGUAGAUAUUAAUACGCAACAGUCAUUUGAGGCCCUUAGUGAAAGAGCAGUGGCUGUUGUUAUUGAUCCUAUACAAUCAGUGAAAGGCAAAGUUGUAAUUGAUGCAUUUAGAUUAAUUAAUCCGAACAUGAUGGUUUUGGGACAAGAACCACGUCAGACUACAUCCAACCUAGGUCAUUUACAAAAACCAUCUGUUCAAGCAUUAAUUCAUGGCUUAAAUCGUCAUUAUUAUAGCAUUAGUAUUAACUACCGUAAAAAUGAAUUAGAACAGAAAAUGCUAUUAAAUUUACAUAAGAAAACAUGGAUGGAUGGUCUUACACUCGCUGAAUAUUCAGAACACAGUAGACUUAAUGAAAAUAUUGUAUCUGAAAUGCUUGAACUUGCCAAGAAUUAUAACAAGGCACUGGAAGAUGAAGAAAAAAUGACACCUGAACAAUUAGCUAUAAAAAAUGUUGGCAAACAAGAUCCAAAACGGCAUUUGGAAGAAAAGGUGGACACCCUUAUGGCCACAAAUAUCGUUCAAUGUCUUGGAGCUAUGCUUGAUACAGUUGUAUUUAAAUAACUAUUUCUUAAAACAUAAUUUGCAAUAUAUUACUGAAAAAAUAUACUACAUCUUUUUAAAA